AUGGACUAUAAAUUACGACAACGUCUUCUGGACUAUACGAGAAGAGUGCGAAUGAGAAAGGAUGAACCGCGCGGCCGACCAACCACGCCAGCUUUGAAACUAGGGACGCUCUCAAAAUCGAUAAGAAAUUUCAGAAGAAUGAGUCGAGUUCGUACCAAGACCGUCAAGAAGGCCUCGCGAGUCAUCAUCGAGAAGUACUACACGAAGAUCACUCAUGAUUUCCACACCAACAAGCGUAUCUGUGACGAGGUUGCCAUAAUCGGAAGCAAGCAAUUGAGGAAUAAGAUCGCUGGAUACAUCACCCACUUGAUGAAGCGAAUUGAGAAAGGCCCCGUUCGCGGUAUCUCCAUCAAGCUUCAAGAGGAAGAGCGUGAGAGGAGGGAUAACUACAUGCCCGAAAUCUCCGCUGUUGAUGCCUCCGUGCUCGGACAAGUCAAAGUUGACCCCGUCACCAAGCAAAUGUUGGAAUCCAUGGACUUCAACCUUCCCAACGUCGUCGUUGACGAGCAGAAAAACAUGAAGAAAUACUAGAAGUUAUGACACUAUGGCGGUUGUCGUUGUUAUUUAUGUUCAUCAUCAUAAUGGCCGAAUUAUCGUUUAUGAUUGUUACGCACGCGUGUCCGUGAUUACGGACUACA
Cylicocyclus nassatus is the source of this 638-nucleotide messenger RNA. Lineage: Eukaryota; Metazoa; Nematoda; Chromadorea; Rhabditida; Strongylidae. The record is from the annotation of a GenBank genome assembly.